Molecule: messenger RNA, 4095 nt
Organism: Dinoponera quadriceps
Lineage: Eukaryota; Metazoa; Arthropoda; Insecta; Hymenoptera; Formicidae
Gene: Usp16-45
Product: ubiquitin carboxyl-terminal hydrolase 45
Exons: 13
Coding region: 212-2974 (920 amino acids)
Biological process (GO): protein deubiquitination
Cellular component (GO): cytosol; nucleus
Molecular function (GO): cysteine-type endopeptidase activity; cysteine-type deubiquitinase activity; zinc ion binding
Source: RefSeq, a predicted model, not a curated record
CUCUCUCCCUCUCUCCUUGAUUCAUCAUCGUUUCAUGCUUCGGAGCGCGGACUGGCGUGUGUGUUCCUCGCACGGAGUUUCCACAUGUUUUUUUUACGCACGCGAACGUCAGGGAUUAGCUGACGAGCGAGGUGAUCCUAGUGCGCGGUGAGCUGGAAGACGCGCACGCGGAUAACGCGAACGAUAACGUCCACGGGUUGAAGCGAGCGAGAUGAGCAAGAAACGGAACAGGCAACCGGACGCGAACGCGGAAGUCAGCGACGCCUCCACCGAAUCCUGCGAGGAGGCGAGCACAGCGGUAGGUGUGAAAUGUCCACACAUAGCCAAGGCUAUCAAUCUAACGAAAGUGAAGAAGAACCUAAAGAAGACUGGUGUGGACGAAUGUUCCAUGUGCAAGAAGCUGGAGGUGGACUUCAAGAAAGAGGAUGAACAGCAUAUCACGAGGCCUUUGUGGGUUUGUCUGCAAUGUGGGGAAUUAAGCUGUGAUAAGGAAGAAGGCCAGCAUGCUAUCGGUCACUACAAGAGGCCUCACAGUGACUGUCACUGUAUGGUGACAGAUACUCAUCAUUGGAAUGUUUGGUGUUAUCAGUGCAAUGUUGAAGUUCAUCCCAGCAGCAGGAAAAAGCUGCUCGAAAUUGUGGAAUUCAUAAAAAAGUAUGUCGCCAUGCCACAUAUACCUCAGCAAUCGAAGAUGCCUGUGACUCAGUGCCAAAAAGAAAUGAUAGUCGAUGUACAGAGCAAGGAAAAGCAUAAAAUUUUGAACAAUCUUCCCAAAGUCGGGGGCUUAGCGAACCUAGGAAAUACUUGUUUCUUCAAUGCUGUGCUUCAGUGUCUGGCACAGACCCCUUAUUUAGUAAAGGUACUGGAUGAUCUACGUCUACCCGGGCAGAAAUUUGUCUUACCAGGUGGAAAGCACAAGCUUGUUGACAAUGAGGAUGAAGUGGAACUGCCACCAAUUGAAGGUACUUUGGAGCGAUGGGGCAGUUUUACGUCGGUUCUUUGCGAGACCUUAUCGAAGAUGCAGAGUACCAACGGACAUCAGACUUACACGCCCACGAAUCUUCUUUGCAAGCUCAAGAAGAAGACUACACAGUGCGUGGACGGUGGUCAGCAUGACUCGCACGAGUUUCUGCGACAUUUGUUGGAAAUAGUACGGAACGAGGAUCUUCGAAGAUAUCAGAGUAUAAUCCUGAAAGAAGUUGGUCUAAGUGAAAAGACUAACCCAGGCGGUGUGGAGAAAGGUCUGAAGUCUCGGGUAAAAUUCUACGGUUACCAGGCUAGCACGCGAUUGUUGGGGCCGGAAGUGGUAUUCCGGGGUGUCCUAGUAUCCACCUUGGAAUGCCUCGAUUGCCAUCACUCCUCACAACGUACCGAGCCGUUCCUGGAUCUGAGUUUACCCGUCACUCCGGACAAGCCGCAGCCGCCGAUCUUGAAGAGGAAGAACAGCGGCUUCGAGGAUACAUUUGACACGAUGAAUACUCAGACACGCGAAUGGCAAAUCUCCGAUACAUCCCGGAAACAGCCAAAGAAGGAGAAGAAGGCAGCGAGGAAAAACCGGAAGUAUAAGAGGCAUGAGAAUCAUAAUAAUUCUAGCAUAUUAAUGGAGCAGAAUAAUCCCGUGGAAGAAAAUAAUGACAGCGUUCUGAAGUCAGAAGAGAGCGACGCUGAUGUAGAGGACAACAUCGAGGUGGACAACUUCCAUCCGGAGGUCGGAGAAUCAGGUUACAGCUCGGAGAAGGCGUCCGCCGUCGCUAGUCCAAUAUCUCCCGCUGAUCACCUCCAUCACCACUCGAACAGUGAUCUCAACUGCGACGUAAACGACGUGUCUAAUCUGGACGACGGUAACCUGGACAACAACCUCGACUCGGCACAAGUUAGACAACCGGCGAACAUUAACGCGUUAACUAGCCCUAGUCCAACCGACGUGUCGAUGACGGACUUGACUCAAAUCAGGAUGUCGUCCGAGAAGGCAGACAGGAACGUCGGUACCGUCAGCUCUGAGAAUGAAGCGUCGGCAGCUGCACUGUCCACCUCUAUGAUCGUCAAUUCUGACGUUACGAGCCCAGAGGCGCCCACUGCGAGCCUGAGCAGCUCCAGCGCGUCCAAAGAGAGCCCCGCUAGUCCUCUCAACCGUGAUAAAGUCACGGAGAAGUUAGACGACGUCGAAGCAUGGAUGGAAGCUACUUUACCAAGGUGCAAUAGAAGGAAAUACAACGAGACUUCCAACGGGGACGAUCCUGAGGAACAAGACUUGUGUAACGGGGUCGGUGAUAUAAUGACGGGCAUGUCCAGGCUGGGGAUUGGAAGUGGGCAUCAAUCACCUGGCAGAUACUCAACCAAGGAGGGAGAAUGUUCCGUGGAGUCGUGUUUGAAUCAAUUCACCGCCCUGGAACUAAUGACGGGGAGUAAUAAAGUCGUGUGUGAAGCGUGUACAGCCCGCGAGAGAAAGGGACAAGAAGGUCCGUCAAAAAUGGUGUGCACUUCGAGUACCAAGCAGUACCUCGUCUCUCAGGUACCUCCGGUGCUGAUACUGCAUCUGAAGAGAUUCCAAACACAGAGAGUUGGCGUCCGUAAGGUUUUCAAGCAUGUAUCGUUCCCGAUAUUGCUGGACUUGGCGCCGGUUUGUAAAGGCCAUAAGAAACCUCGGCUUUACGCACUCUACGGCGUCGUCGAGCAUAGCGGGAACGUCCAUGGUGGCCAUUAUGUUGCUUACGUCAAGACAAGACUACCGUUACCAUCGGACGAUCCUCGCUGGGAUUUUCUUUCCAAGGAUAAAGGUGCUAAGGCAGAUGACGAAUCGUCGAACGGUUCUAGCUCAGAGUCUGAGGGAGAAGAAGCGUCGGCGAAAGCCACGUCCGUGGAACCACCACCCGGAAGAUGGUACUACGUAUCAGAUUCUCGAGUGUCGGAAGUGGAUGAAAAUACGGUAUUGCAGAGCCAAGCGUAUCUCUUAUUUUACGAGAGGAUUCUUUGAUUCGUCAGAAGCCUGCGCAGUGGAACAAAAUCAGAAACCAAGGGAGUCGCGUUCGCAUUUUUCGACCGAGCAGACAAACGGACUUGUAUAAUCAAUUUCCUAAUUCUACAAUUUUUAGUAUCGUACUGUGCGUUUUAUCAGAGAUGUACGAUAUAUAUUUAACUGGCGCGUAUAUAAUUUAACGAAUUAUUUAUACAUUUGCAAAAAAGCUGUAACCUAAUACAGGUAUCGGACGUUAGAUUCUCUCCUACAAUCGACGAUAACUUGCAGAUACUAUGAACAAAAAGUAAUUUUUACAAUCAGAUAUUUGAAUCGAUUAAUUUUUGGGAAUCUGUGUAUUUCCAGACUUCUGGAUUCUCAGAUUUCUAAAAAUUUGGAUAACGCAAAUCGGAGUUACUUAUAAUAUUUCUUCCCUGAUGGUUAGAUUAUAUUAGUUUCAAUCAGAGCAUUUAAAAGCGAUCGUUAGAAGCAGGACCAAAUAAAUAAAGAGAGUCCGAGAAUUUUUCAUCACAAAACACGAAAAUUACUCCGGUUUAUGAUACGUUAUUUUUACACAGUUGUAAAAUGCGUGAAAUUUAAUUGCUCAUAAUUCUGUGUGUUUAAAAAAUUUAUAUUCUUAUUAUUCUUUUAUUACUCGUAUUAGGAUUAUGCAAGGAGAGAACAAUUUCAGAACAGAAAGUCUGGAGAUGCGCGAUAGUGUAAUUUGUAAAUCAAGAUGAAUCACGAUAUUGUUGAAACAGCAUGUUAGGGAUUUUUUUUUCAAUAGCAUACUUCGAUUACGGUAAAUGCUGAAAUAUUAUAUUCGACGUAAUAUCAGUUACCAUGACAAUUAUUCGAACGGACACAACAAUUAUUUACCUAGGUAAACCACCCUUGUAUUAUCACUUACGCGCUGAUUGUAACCACCCUUGUAUUAUCACUUACUUACGUGCUGAUUGUAAAUUUCAUAUUUACUGUAAACGAAACGCGUUAUUGCGACGAAAAAUCUCUGGUAUGCGAGCUACAAUAGCAAUUAAUGCGAUUUAAGGAAAAGCCACCUCUGUUGCGUUCUUAUUGCGAAUAACAAUGUACACGUGAUUGCAUUUAUAAUAAAUUUAUUGCGACGAUAGGUGACUCACUAA